Messenger RNA from Mobula hypostoma (lesser devil ray), 378 nucleotides. RefSeq lists its product as uncharacterized. The transcript has 3 exons. Bases 1 to 378 code for a protein of 125 amino acids. NCBI's taxonomy places the organism in Eukaryota, Metazoa, Chordata, Chondrichthyes, Myliobatiformes, Myliobatidae. The record is from RefSeq and is a predicted model, not a curated record.
AUGAGGAGCCUGAGAAGUGAGCAGGGUGGGACGGACAAGAGGAAGCAAGGUGAGGCAUUGAACUGCUACACGUGUGUCGCCUCGAGCGAGGAGGAGUGCAACAGGCAGGGAUCGCAGAGCUGCCCGCAGUUUGCUGACAGCUGUGCCAUAAUCACGGGUCCAGGCAGCGUGAUCAAGUCAUGUUCUUACAAGGCCUUCUGCGACCAAUCCCAACUAGCCACAGGUGGAAUCAAGAUGGACUGCUGCUUCACAGAUGAAUGCAAUGGGCCAGCCAAGGGCAAAAGUGCCAGCACUGGAAACAACGGCACUUUAGUCUCCCUCAGCACCAAGCUCAUCUUCAGUGCUCUCCUUGCUCGCUGGCUAUUCUGUAGACUUUGA